UAAAAAGACAUAAAUUAAGAGUUCGAACGCAAAUUUGGCCAAAAAAAAGAAAGAAAAAGAAAAAAACACCAAAUUCCUAAUAUCCCCAAAAUUUAUUUUCCCUCUUUUUUAAAGGCACUGCACAUCUGGCAAACCAAAAAAUCCUUUCUUUUUCCCGUAUUUCACCGCCUUUUCAACCAUCGGUCUCGUUUAUAAUUACUUCCCCCAUUCCCUUCUCCGAUUAUACUUCCUUUAGCGCUAGGCUUAGGGUUUAUUUUUCAGAAGUGCUCUCAAUUUCGAUCGUAUUUCUGAUUUUAAUUUUAAGAAACCUUAGCUCCUAUUUACACAAUGGAGCGCAAGACUAUUGAAUUGGAUCAGGGAUGGGAUUAUAUGCAGAAGGGGAUCACAAAGCUGAAGAGGAUUUUGGAAGGAUUGCCAGAACCUCCAUUUAGCUCAGAAGAAUAUAUGAUGCUUUACACGACUAUCUACAACAUGUGUACUCAAAAGCCACCUCAUGAUUAUUCUCAGCAGCUUUAUGACAAGUACCGAGAGGCGUUUGAGGAAUAUAUUACAUCUACAGUAUUACCAUCUUUAAGAGAGAAGCAUGAUGAGUUCAUGCUGAGGGAGCUUGUUAAAAGAUGGGCAAACCAUAAAGUGAUGGUCAGGUGGCUAUCACGCUUCUUCCAUUACCUAGAUCGCUAUUUCAUUGCCCGCAGAUCACUUCCUGCACUUAAUGAAGUUGGCCUGACCUGCUUCCGUGAUCUGGUAUAUCGAGAAGUGCAUGACAAAGUCAGAGAUGCUGUAAUUGUCCUUAUUGAUAAAGAACGUGAGGGAGAGCAGAUAGACCGAGCAUUAUUGAAGAAUGUGUUAGAUAUUUUUGUUGAAAUUGGCAUGGGCCAAAUGGUUCGUUAUGAAGAUGAUUUUGAAGCAGAUAUGCUUGAGGAUACUGGUGCCUACUACUCACGGAAGGCAUCAAGCUGGAUUGAGGAUGAUUCUUGUCCAGAUUACAUGUUGAAGUCUGAAGAAUGCUUGAAGAAGGAAAGGGACAGAGUGUCUCAUUACCUGCAUUCAAGCAGUGAGACAAAAUUGUUAGAGAAAGUGCAACAUGAGUUGUUGGUCAUGUACGCAAAUCGGCUACUUGAAAAGGAGCAUUCAGGAUGUAGGGCCUUGCUUAGAGAUGACAAGCUGGAGGAUCUCUCUAGGAUGUACAGGCUUUAUUGUAAAAUACCUCGAGGCUUGGAUCCUGUUGCUAAUAUAUUCAAGCAGCAUAUUACAGCUGAGGGUACAGCCUUGGUUGAACAGGCGGAAGAUGCUGCAAGUAACCAGGCCUCAAAUGCUCCUGGUGUGCAGGAACAGGACCUUAUCAGCAAAAUUAUCAAGCUGCACAAUAAGUACAUCGUGUAUGUGACUCGCUGCUUUCAAAACCAUACUCUGUUCCACAAGAAAGUGCCACAUGAGUUGUUGGUCAUGUACGCAAAUCGGCUACUUGAAAAGGAGCAUUCAGGAUGUAGGGCCUUGCUUAGAGAUGACAAGCUGGAGGAUCUCUCUAGUAAGUACUGGCUUUAUUGUAAAAUACCUCAAGGCUUGGAUCCUGUUGCUAAUAUAUUCAAGCAGCAUAUUACAGCUGAGGGUACAGCCUUGGUUGAACAGGCGGAAGAUGCUGCAAGUAACCAGGCCUCAAAUGCUCCUGGUGUGCAGGAACAGGUCCUUAUCAGGAAAAUUAUCGAGCUGCACGAUAAGUACAUGGAGUAUGUGACUCGCUGCUUUCAAAACCAUACUCUGUUCCACAAGGCAUUGAAAGAGGCUUUUGAGGUAUUUUGCAACAAAACUGUUUCUGGCAGCUCAAGUGCUGAGCUUUUGGCAACUUUCUGUGAUAAUAUCCUGAAGAAGGGUGGAAGUGAGAAAUUAAGUGAUGAAGCCAUUGAAGAAACACUUGAGAAGGUAGUUAAGCUGUUUGCCUAUAUUAGUGACAAAGACCUCUUUGCCGAAUUCUACAGGAAGAAACUCGCUCGGCGACUGCUUUUUGACCGCAGUGCUAAUGAUGAUCAUGAAAGGAGUAUUCUGACUAAGCUAAAGGAGCAAUGCGGUGGACAGUUCACCUCGAAGAUGGAGGGCAUGGUGACAGAUCUGACAUUGGCAAGGGAAAACCAGGCCAGCUUUGAGGACUAUCUUAGAAAUAACCCAGCUGCACAUCCUGGGAUCGAUUUAACAGUUACUGUUCUUACCACAGGAUUCUGGCCAAGUUAUAAAUCAUUUGAUCUCAAUCUCCCUGCUGAGAUGGUCAAGUGUGUGGAAGUUUUCAAAGGAUUUUAUGAAACAGAAACAAAACAUAGAAAGCUUACAUGGAUAUACUCUCUGGGAACUUGCCACAUUAAUGGCAAGUUUGAGGAGAAAACUAUUGAGUUGAUUGUUUCAACUUAUCAGGCUGCUGUCCUCCUUCUGUUUAAUGCUUCUGAUCGGCUGAGCUAUUCAGAGAUCAUGGCUCAGUUGAACUUGACCCAUGAUGACUUGGUCAGGUUACUACAUUCGCUGGCAUGUGCCAAGUAUAAGAUUCUAAGUAAAGAGCCAAACACAAAAACCAUCUCCCAGAGUGAUUACUUUGAGUUCAACUCUAAGUUUACUGACAAGUUGAGGAGGAUUAAGAUUCCUCUCCCUCCAGUGGAUGAAAGGAAGAAAGUUGUUGAAGAUGUUGAUAAAGAUCGGCGUUAUGCUAUUGACGCUGCAAUUGUGCGCAUAAUGAAGAGUAGGAAAGUUUUGGGCCACCAACAAUUAGUUUCAGAGUGUGUUGAGCAGUUGAGUCGCAUGUUCAAGCCUGAUAUUAAAGCCAUCAAGAAGCGGAUGGAGGAUCUCAUCACACGAGACUAUCUGGAGAGAGACAAAGAUAAUCCAAACUUGUUUAGGUACUUGGCCUAAGUAGGUCCUUCCCAAUGGAACGUGGGAAGUGGUACAGUCAGAUGGAUUUACAAUGCUCCCCCACUGAAAUCCACAUAUUUUUUUCUGGGUACCUUGUGUAAAGUUCAACGAAGUUUUAAUUGUCUAUUGAAAUUUAAUUAGUGUUUCACUUUAAAUUUCAUCAGUAUGAAUAUUACAUGAGUAGUUAACUUUUAAAUUACGUUUAUUUAGUGUCUCACAUCUAUACAUAUUUUGAAAAA
Molecule: messenger RNA, 3131 nt
Organism: Durio zibethinus
Lineage: Eukaryota; Viridiplantae; Streptophyta; Magnoliopsida; Malvales; Malvaceae
Product: cullin-1
Biological process (GO): ubiquitin-dependent protein catabolic process
Cellular component (GO): cullin-RING ubiquitin ligase complex
Molecular function (GO): ubiquitin protein ligase binding
Source: RefSeq, a predicted model, not a curated record